AUGAAUAAAAAUUGUAAUUUUCUUCUUCACACGGAGAACCAAACAGAAAAGUCGAUUGAAAUUUACUGUGAAGUAUUCUCUGGUGAUAUGUACAGCUUUGGUGUUUCUUAUGCUAUUUUUACAGAGCACCACGGAUUAAUCGAAUAUGUUUCUCCAAUACAAAACACCACUUUUCGUCUACGUAAUCCGGAUACCAUGUAUUACAUUCCCGGCUAUUUAGGAUUCAGUUCAGUGCCUUAUCUAACUUUGCAAACACAAAUUAAUAUGGGCUUCAUUUAUUUUGUAUGUCAACAAAAUUGUUCGAUGAACUUUUUGGCUAUUAAUAAAGGGCUUUUGGAAUACGACGAAGAGAGUUGUCUUGGAGAAAUAACACCAAUUAAAGAAGUUUGUUCAAACCCAAGUCAGAUGAAAACAAUUGAACUUUGCAGUGGUAUUAAUGGUGCGACGGUUGUGCCUAUUUUGAAGGGAAUUCAGUGCAAUGGAGAUCUCAAAAUUAAGACAUUUCAGAACCAAAAGAAAGACGGAAUUUGCGCUAUGUUGUACUCUAUCAACGAAACAAAGGCACAAAUAUCUGCUUUAAUUUGGAAGAAAAAAGAGGAGAAAGGUGUGGAAGGUGAAAAGAAAAAGUAUGUUCCCGAAAACGUAUGCUUAUUAUGCUUGAAAAACAAUGCAAAUAUUGCUAUGUUUCCAUGCGGACACGUUGCAAUGUGUGACCAAUGUUUUAACGUUCAACAAUCUAAAUGCUGCCCAGUGUGUAGAGAUGUUUUCAAAAACACAAUUCAGAUUGUUUAG
Messenger RNA from Entamoeba invadens IP1, 792 nucleotides. RefSeq lists its product as hypothetical. The transcript has a single exon. The record is from RefSeq and is a predicted model, not a curated record. The coding region runs from base 1 to 792 and encodes 263 amino acids. Lineage: Eukaryota; Evosea; Mastigamoebida; Endamoebidae.